Messenger RNA from Entelurus aequoreus (snake pipefish), 2867 nucleotides. RefSeq names its product zinc finger protein OZF-like. Gene Ontology annotation, biological process: regulation of transcription by RNA polymerase II. Gene Ontology annotation, molecular function: RNA polymerase II cis-regulatory region sequence-specific DNA binding; DNA-binding transcription factor activity, RNA polymerase II-specific. The record is from RefSeq and is a predicted model, not a curated record. Lineage: Eukaryota; Metazoa; Chordata; Actinopteri; Syngnathiformes; Syngnathidae. The transcript has 5 exons. The coding region runs from base 278 to 1054 and encodes 258 amino acids.
AGGACACUUCCGCUUCCUGGCCGGACUGAUAUCGGAAGAAGAAGGAACAGCCCUGGUGUCUCAUUCCUGUCUUUAAUGUUUACAUUUUCAGAGAGAUAGAACAAUCAUCAUUUAUACAGACUGCCAGACACAAUCACCCAAGACCAGCUCAGUUGGGACACAACUUUCCAUAAAGACUCUCCAAGCACAUGUCCAGAAGUAAAGAUAAGUCAACAAAGUGUCUUCAUUGAGAGGCUACAAACCAAACCCCAGACAUCAGCAAGCGUGGACCUCAAGUAUGGAGCAGGAUGAGCCCCAGCCCCUCUAUAUUAAAGAAGGAGAGGAGGAUCCCCCACAAAUCAAAGAGGAAGAGGAGGAGCUGCAGUACCGCCACAUUAAAUGGGAAGAGGAGGGGCCAAAGCAGCCCCACAUUAAAGAGGAAGAUGAGGAGCCACACUCCACCAACAUUAAAGUGGAAGAUGAGGAGCCACAGCCCCCUACAUUAAAGAGAAUGAAGAGUCAUAGCUUGGUUCACAUUAAAGAGGAAGAGGAGGAACACAACAUCAGUCAGGAGGGAGAGCAUAUUGAAGGACUGGAGGAUUUCCCAGUGGCUGGUGUCCCUGUGAAGAGUGAAGACGAUGAGGUCAAAGGUGAAAGUGGGGAGAAGAGAGAGGCGGAGCCUCCAAGCAGCAGCUCAGCUCAACACAUGACAACAGAAGCUGAUGGAGACCACUGUGGAGGAUCACAAGCAGACAAGAUCUUAGCUCCACUGUCAGAUAGUGGCGACACAACGCCACACUCUUCUGAUUCUGAAGACUCUCAAGCUGAUAAGACACGUCACACUGACAACACCCGCUUGAAAUGUUCCCAUUGCGACAAAACAUAUAUUUACCGUAGUCAUCUGAAAAGACACAUGAGGAGACACACUGGAGAAAAACCUUUUUCCUGUUCAAUCUGUGCAAAAAGUUUCACUCAAAAACACAAUUUGAAAACACACCUGAGGAACACAACAUCAGUCAGGAGGGAGAGCAUAUUGAAGGACUGGAGGAUUUCCCAGUGGCUGGUGUCCCUGUGAAGAGCGAAGACGAUGAGGUCAAAGGUGAAAGUGAGGAGAAGAGAGAGGCGGAGCCUCCAAGCAGCAGCUCAGCUCAACACAUGACAACAGAAGCUGAUGGAGACCACUGUGGAGGAUCACAAGCAGACAAGAUCUUAGCUCCACUGUCAGAUAGUGACGACACAACGCCACACUCUUCUGAUUCUGAAGACUCUCAAGCUGAUAAGACAUGUCACACUGACAACACCCGCUUGAAAUGUUCCCAUUGCGACAAAACAUAUAUGUACCAUAGUCAUCUGAAAAGACACAUGAGGAGACACACUGGAGAAAAACCUUUUUCCUGUUCAACCUGUGCAAAAAGUUUCACUCAAAAACACAAUUUGAAAACACACCUGCGGACACACGCUGCAGAAAAACCUUUUUCGUGCUCAGAAUGUAGUAAGGUUUUUGCACACAAUUGUAUGCUAAAGGAACACAUGAGAACUCACACCGGAGAAAAACCCUUUUCCUGUUCAAUCUGUGGCAAGGAUUUUACUCGAAGGCAAUAUUUGAUAGUACACACGAGAAGACACACUGGAGAAAAACCCUUCUCCUGCUCAGUAUGCGGUAAAUGUUUUACGCGAAAUAACGAUUUGAAAAUACACGUGAGAAUGCACACAGGAGAAAAACCUAUUAAUUGUCCCGUAUGUGAUAAAGGCUUUACACGAAGUAACUAUUUGAAAGUACACAUGUUAUUACACACUGGAGAAAACCCUUUUUCUUGUUCAAUAUGUGGUAAAGGUUUUCCACGAACUUGUGAUUUAAAAACACACAUGAGAAUGCACACCGGAGAAAAACCUUUUUCCUGUUCCAUCUGCAGUCAAGGUUUUUCACGAUCUAGCGAUAUGAAAAUACACAUGAGAAUACACACUGGUGAAAAGGCCUUUUCUUGUUCAAUCUGUGGUAAAGGGUUUACACGAAUCCGCGAUUUUAAAAUACACAUGAUAACACACUCUAGUGAAAAACCAUAUCACUGUAUAAACUGCAACAAAAGCUUUUGUCAACAAAGAACCCUUGUAUUACACAUGAGAAAACACACAGGACAGAAAGUGUUGAGUUGCAGUGUGUGUGGUGAACGGUUCUCUUAUAAGUACCAGUGUAAGAAACACAAGUGUGCUGCUGAGAACAGCAGCAGCAAAUGAAGCUGCAGGAUUUGAAAUAAUCUGUUAAAACUAUAGCAUCUAUAACAUCAGCACAUAUAACGUGUGUGACAUCAUUGUUGUGUUAACACAAUCUUGUUAAUAUGAUUCAAACAUUUGUUGAUUAGAAUUUUUAGAUUGGUGCUUUUUUUUGUCUGUCAAGUACUUGUAUUAACAUACAACAGUGUGUAAUUGUAUUUAAAAAUGAACAGAAAAAUUUGAUUGAAUAAGCAUUUUAUGUCUAUUAAGAUAUUCUUAAUUACAUUUUAUAAUCACUCACAGUGUUUUAUAUCGAUUUUUGAUAUGUAGGAAAUGUUACAUAUUUUCAUUUCUUAUUGUAAACAUUUCCAUAGAUGAACUCCUUUAUACGAUUAACACAUUUGUUUUGCAUUUUUUCAUAUCUUUGCUUUUGAGUACACCUAAAUCCCUCUUAGUUCAUAUGUGAAACGUCUUCUGGACCACUUCUGGAAGCAUAUUUAUAUUUACUUCACAUGUCAUUUGAGCAGUUGUUUUAUACACGAUCAUUAACCUUUGAGGACAAAGCUCCGCCGCUCCUAGUCUGUGGAAAGCUCUCCCUGACCACCUGAGGGCACCGCAGACUGUGGAUGCUUUUAAAAAAGGCUUAAAAACCCUUCUUUUAAAAAAAAAAAAAAAAG